UCCCGUCCAGUCCCGUGAGGCGGCGCGGCAGCAUGGAGGGCCGGCUGCCCUACGACGACUUCCCAGUGGUGUUCCUGCCGCCCUACGAGAGCCCGCCCGCCUGGGUGCCGCCGCAUGAGAGGGUGUACCACCCCGACUACAACAACGAGCUCACCCAGUUCCUGCCCCGCACCAUCGUCUUGAAGAAGCCGCCCGGGGCGCAGCUGGGCUUCAACAUCCGAGGAGGAAAAGCCUCGCAGCUGGGGAUCUUCAUCUCUAAGGUGAUCCCCGACUCAGAUGCACACAGGGCUGGGCUGCAGGAAGGUGACCAGGUGCUCUCAGUAAACGAUGUGGAUUUCCAGGACAUUGAGCACAGCAAGGCUGUGGAGAUCCUGAAGACAGCCCGUGAGAUCACCAUGCGUGUGCGUUACUUCCCCUACAAUUACCAGAGACAGAAGGAGAGAACUGUUCACUAGCAGGCAACUGUCUGCUGGGUUUCCAGAGGGGCCAUCCUGCUAAGAACUCUCCUUUUCCUCAACAUCUAAGAUGACAUACCGUGUUUCAGCUGUCACUGGAGGUACAACUGUUCUGUUGGCUGCACAGGCAUCGGCUGUUUCCUGCAUGGAGGGAUACCAAUGGAAUCUUAUUUAGUUGGAAGAUGGACAGGGCUUUAGUCUGUACUCCUUGAACUGGAUGUUGAAACAAGCUGUUGAAGCUGAUGUGCACGUGGGUACCAGAGGGCAGCUUCUCUGGCAAGAUCUGUGCUUCUCUCCUAGCACAACUUGAAUUAAAUGUGAGGGCACUGCUGGUUCUGGAUCCAACCCUCGUUACUAGAUACAAGGCAAGAGGGUAUGAGCAUGCUGGAGCACAGCACAGCCUUCGUCCUCCAAGAGAUCAACCUGUUCACUUUUCUGGUACCAUGAAGUUCUUUCCUUCUCUAUUGUCCUACCUCUGCUACUCCCUGCUGGGUUUACUUUGGACUCAAGAACAGGAGUAAAAUCCACUCAAACUCAGUUCACAUAUCUCACUGCACUAGUCUGCCAAGGCAGGUUUGUACCUCUGUGCUGCUUAGCCACCCCCCACACUACAGGACCGAGAUGCUCUCAGCAUGUUUGUGAACUGCUGUAGGUGCUUGACUGGGUUCCUCCCAGGGCAGCAUCGGCACGGUUGAGGGUUUCACACACGGAACCAGCUUUCUUCACUUGGCAUAGUCCUGUCGUGUGCUACUCCGCACAGUAGUACCACAUACUAAGUGGUAUCAGGACAGCCCUUGUGCCGUGGCUAUCUGUGUGGUGUUUUCUGCUUAUCUGUAAUAACUGAAAUAAUAAAAAGUACAGCAACCAGAGUUCA
Pezoporus flaviventris is the source of this 1329-nucleotide messenger RNA. It is a transcript of the gene PDZD11, whose product is annotated as PDZ domain containing 11. Gene Ontology annotation, biological process: protein localization to basolateral plasma membrane; maintenance of epithelial cell apical/basal polarity; neurotransmitter secretion. Lineage: Eukaryota; Metazoa; Chordata; Aves; Psittaciformes; Psittacidae. The record is from RefSeq and is a predicted model, not a curated record. Gene Ontology annotation, molecular function: protein binding. The coding region runs from base 33 to 455 and encodes 140 amino acids. The transcript is spliced from 6 exons. Gene Ontology annotation, cellular component: cell-cell junction; synapse; basolateral plasma membrane.